Messenger RNA from Mycosarcoma maydis (corn smut), 1134 nucleotides. RefSeq lists its product as uncharacterized. The record is from RefSeq and is a predicted model, not a curated record. Bases 1 to 1134 code for a protein of 377 amino acids. The transcript has a single exon. Lineage: Eukaryota; Fungi; Basidiomycota; Ustilaginomycetes; Ustilaginales.
AUGCCUGCACGAGAUCAGCAAGUGCCGGAGCUCUCCUAUCUCCCGACCUAUACACAGACCAGGCCACCACCUGACUCUGGACCUCCUCCUGCCUAUGCCAAUGUGAUCGGAAAGGUGUAUCCCUACUCUCUCCGGCCGGUGCUGCUCGUGACGACGUUCUGCACUGUCCUCUACCUCCUGCUUGUAUCCAUCUCCAACUUCAAAGAUAUCGGACACACUGGCAACAAUGCGACAAUGAAUCUCUUUGACAUUCUUACGGGCGCACUUCUCAUGGCUGUUGCCCUCUUCGAAGUUCUCGGCUUCGUAGGCGCUCUCAAGGCCAACCUCAAACUCGCUACGCUCUACUCCAAGCUCACGCUACCUGGGUUUGCGCUGGUGAUCGCUUGCGAGGUGCUCAACAUUGCAGGCCACUACAUGUUCAAGAGUCGCAUCAUCGAUGACUGCAUUGCUAGGAACACGGGCACAGUUGCUUCCUCGUCCGGCUACAACUGGCUGGGCCAAUCAAUCAGCAGUACGGUCAUGUCGCCGCAGGACGCUACCAACUACUGCAACAGCUCGUGGCGGUACGACUCGACUUGGCAAAUUGUCUGGCUUGUCGUCACCAUUCUGUUCGGCAUUCCUUUCGUCAUGUUCAGCUUCGCCUUUGUCCGUCAGCUGCGCGAUCCAAACUCUGUUCGAGUGCGCGAGUCCAACUUUGGCUGGUGGCAGCGUCGCCACCAUCAGCAACCACCCAGUGCUCAAUAUGCCAACGGAUACAACUCGGCACCUUACGACCCUCAGUCGCAAGCACAAGCCUAUUCUUAUCCUCCUGCGCCGUACGGCUCUGGCCCGUACUCUGCGCCCGCCGGUCCACCGCCUGGUGCGUUCAGCACAGACGGCCACCGCGAUCUUCCUGGAUAUGAACGUGGUGACAUAGAAGGUGACUUUGACGACGACCGCAAGAGCCCAGUGACAAGUCCAACUUCGUAUGGCUACAGUGGAACUGGUCGGCCGAGCACGAGCAGGGACCGUGAUGCAAGGCAGAACGAUGCGGCUAAAGAUUCGCAGGUAACGAUCCGGCUGGACGAUGACGUCGACACCAAGAGCAAGGGACAUGGUCGUCACUCCCACGACGAUGAUACGCCGAGGAUUUGA